Messenger RNA from Scylla paramamosain (green mud crab), 3074 nucleotides. RefSeq names its product probable ATP-dependent RNA helicase vasa-like. Gene Ontology annotation, cellular component: nucleus; P granule. Lineage: Eukaryota; Metazoa; Arthropoda; Malacostraca; Decapoda; Portunidae. The record is from RefSeq and is a predicted model, not a curated record. Gene Ontology annotation, molecular function: RNA binding; ATP binding; zinc ion binding. Gene Ontology annotation, biological process: cell differentiation; gamete generation. The transcript has 14 exons. The coding region runs from base 259 to 2376 and encodes 705 amino acids.
UAAGGUUUACAGUCUAAGCUAUUUAAAAUAUGGACGUAAAAUCAUAUAUAUAAAGUUCGAGAUAUUGCCAGACAAAUAUAUAUUCUCGAGAUGCCGUAAAAUUGAAUCCCUUCCUCCUCGCCGUCUCCAUCGAGCUUCGGUCUACAGAUAUCGCCUGCCUGUGUUGGGGGAAGUGUUUCAGAUCGCCUGCCUGUGUUGGGGGAAGUGUUUCAGAUCGCCUGCCUGUGUUGGUUCCCCGUGGAGGAUUUUAACACGGCCAUGGACGAGGAUUGGGAGACUGGUGAAGCUGCAGUAUCAGUUGCCAGUGCCAGUGACGCACAGAUACCCGAGUUCCUGAAGAAUUCCUCUGUGUCAUUCUUCAGUAAUGCGGGUGUGGGCAGAGGAGGGGGAGGGUUUGACACCACAGACGACCCCUUCGCUGCCUUUGGGAACAGCUCUAAUGGGCAGUCCUCUGGGUUUGGUGGGGGUGGCGUUGUGAUGUCCUUCGACGAUGAUUUGCCCUCGUCUUCCUUUGGUGACAACAAUGGUUUUGGGGGAGACAGCCGUGGACGAGGGCAGGGCCGAGGGCGUGGCCGGGGCAGGGGACGUGGUGGCGGUGAUGGUGGUGGUGGGGGUCGGGGAGGAGGCAGCUGCUACAAUUGUGGCAAGGAGGGCCACAUGUCACGAAGUUGCCCCAAGAAGGAGGGUAACUCUGGAAUGGACUUCUUUGGAGGAAGUGGUGGUGGUGGUGGUUUUGGUGGCAGUGGUGGACGAGGAGGAAACUGCUUUAAUUGUGGCGAGGAAGGUCACAUUUCACGGAACUGCCCCAAGGAGAAGACAAACUCCAGGAGGAACAAGUCUGAUGGAGAUUCCUUCGGUGGUGGUUUUGGCACUUUAGACAGCAAAGGCACAGGGGGCAAAACAGAGGAACCUGAACGACCACCACCUCUCUUCUGCCCCAAGGAGGUGGAGGAGAGCAUGCUUUUUGACCUGGGUGUUAAAACUGGGGUGAACUUUGAGGCUUAUGACAAGAUACCCAUGAAGGUGACUGGAGAGGAGCCAAUACCUCCCCCAGUGACCACCUUCCAGGAGAUGAAUCUGCGUAAUGUGCUGCUGGAGAACGUGUCUAAAGCAGAGUUCCCGAGGCCAACACCUAUUCAGAAGUACUCCAUCCCCAUCCUCAUGAACCAGAGGGACCUCAUGGCUUGUGCUCAGACCGGCUCAGGCAAAACGGCUGCCUUCUUGCUGCCCAUGCUGCAUUAUAUCUUGGAGAAUGAUAUUGAGAGCCACAGUUUUGAAGACGUGGCUCAGCCUGUUGGACUUGUUCUUGCUCCAACCCGAGAGCUUGCUAUCCAGAUCUUCCAGGAGGCAAGGAAGUUCUCAUUGCAGACUGUGAUCAAGAACUCCUGUAUUUAUGGAGGAGUUGCGACAAAUUUCCAGUUGAGGCGUAUGAAGGAGCAAGGUUGUCACAUCAUAAUAGCAACACCAGGAAAGCUGCUGUUCUUCCUGGGAAUGGGGAAGAUCAGCUUGAAGUCCCUCAAGUUUUUAGUGUUUGAUGAGGCUGAUCGCAUGCUUGACUUGGGCUUCAUUGAUGACAUGGAGAAGCUGGUGGCACACCCUGACAUGCCACCCAAGGGGGAGCGACUGACCAUGAUGUUUAGUGCAACUUUCCCUGAGGAGGUUCAGCGAUGUGCUCUGCGCUUCUUGGACAACUACCUGUUCCUUGUUGCGGGACAGGUUGGGGCAGCAAAUAAGGAUGUGUGCCAAACUAUUGUGCAAGUUGCAAAAUUUGAGAAAAGGGAUAAGCUUGCUGAAUAUCUUCGGAGCUUUGAAGAUAGCCAAGAGAAAGUUUUGGUGUUUGUUGAAAUGAAACGUCAAGCUGAUUUUGUGGGAACGUAUCUAAGUACUAAUGGAUUUAGAUCGGUUACUCUUCAUGGAGGUCGCUACCAGGAGCAGCGUGAGGAGGCUCUGUCUGCCUUUAGGUCAAACCAGUAUAGAGUGCUUGUGGCUACCUCAGUGGCUGCUCGUGGGUUAGACAUUCGAGGCGUAGGAUACGUCAUCAAUUAUGACCUUCCAAAGUCUGCCGAUGAGUAUGUGCACCGCAUCGGACGAACAGGACGUGUUGGCAAUCGUGGCCAGGCUGUGAGCUUCUAUGACCCAGAGCAGGACUUAAACUUGGCCAAAGACUUGGUCAGGAUACUCACAGAUGCUGAACAAGAAGUGCCAUCAUGGUUACGCUCAGCUGCUGAUGGAGGAGGAGGAGCAACAUACUCUGGCAGUGGCCAGUUUGCUUCCACAGACAUCAGGAAUCAGAAUGAUGGGUUCGAGGCAUCAGGUGGGUGGUCUCACCUGGGAGGUCCUGUUGCACAGGAGGAUGAUGAUGUGUGGGAUGACUAGUACAACUUUGUUGAAGAUUGCCUUAUUCAUAGACUGCUUCACAGUAUGUACUCAUUAUGAGGGAGUUGGUGGUAUGCAAUUAUCUGGCAAGGUUGGCCAAGUUUGGUGUGGUAAGGAUGUUAAUCUGUUCCUGCACUGGAUGAAGUAGAUCAUUGCACCUGCUUGUAAUGUUUAGUUGGUCACUGACACCAUCCCAAGCAGACAUCAGACAGUCAUGUAGAGAUUAAUGAAUAAGGUGUUCAGAGAAAAAUUCUUAAAAUUUUGUUAUCAUUAAGUAUUUCUUUAAAUGUACUGUUGAUAUUAUGAGUGAUGCCCUUAUUUGUGGGUAUAUUGUUAUUUGUGCUAAUAACAACUGAAUAUUUUUUAAUGCCUUUGGUAUAUACCUGAACAUGAAACUUGUAUAACAACUGAGGAAAAUGUUUUUUGUUUCAUGUAGAGGGCCUUGCAGGAAUGUUUGUCAAUGUAUUCAAGUCUGCUAUACUUAGUGCACUUUUAUUUAAUGUGGCCUGCUGUGCUAUAUUCAGGAGAUUUUGAUGGUUUCUUGAGUGCCCAGAGCUGUACAUUAUGCAUAGGUGAGGUUAUUGUAAAAUUAGAAUCUAGGUGUGGCAGGCAUGCAUGAAAUAUGAGGUUUCUUAUUUUUUUGUAUCUUUAUUUGAUGUACCAUUGAACAAAUAUAGAUGAUGCUGCUAUGUAUAUAA